Molecule: messenger RNA, 3860 nt
Organism: Thunnus maccoyii (southern bluefin tuna)
Lineage: Eukaryota; Metazoa; Chordata; Actinopteri; Scombriformes; Scombridae
Product: protein FAM163A-like
Exons: 6
Coding region: 520-990 (156 amino acids)
Source: RefSeq, a predicted model, not a curated record
UUUCAUCUCAGGAUGGUGACGACUCCCUGUAGCCCACUACCACUACCGCCCCCUCCUCCUCAUCCUCCCGGUAAAGUGAUAUCACACGGUGUACAGCUGACACUGCCGCUCCCCCUCGCCGCUCUUCCCACCCCGCCCCACCGGGACAGGCGGCAGCGGGUGCUAAACCGCCCCCUGGGAGCCGCGCUGAGGACGCAGCCAUGCCGAGCGAUGACACUCAGCAGCCGGACUGCCGCCUCGUCUCCAUCUGCAUCUCCAGCGCUUCACAGAGGAGGAUGCCAUGAGAUUUCCCACAGGCCCUCACUGGCACCUGGCUGGGGCUUUGCAGCACAGUCGAGGAUGCUAUCCCCCAGAUGGUGACUUUCGCAGGAGUUCCAGCGAGAGGAGGUUUUGAGAGUAACACUCCACAGGCCUGUCAUGGUUUCCUACCUUUUCACACUAAUCCAUCUCUGCAUCUCCUGCUGUCUUCUAAUGCAAUAUAGAAACCUUUGUUGGACGGUUUGAUGGAGAGCUGGUCGAAUGUCAGCGGGAACUAUUGUUAUAACCGGAGGAAUUCUCGCCGGAGUGAUACUGCUGUGCAUCGUAGCAGUGCUCUGUUACUGUAGACUCCAGUAUUACUGCUGUAAGAAGAAUGAUUCUGAGGUGGACAUGGGCUCCGUGGUGGGAGCGGACCCACUCUCUCACUUUCCCUGCAACGCUUGCAACGCCCUCGCCAUGGACGGUGCCGCCAUCACCCCCGUCUCUCUGGAUCAGCUGGACGCAGGUUCUCAUCACAACCUCUGCCCUACCUGCUCGCCAUACUCCCUCCGCUCUGGACUCACAGGCGACAUGCGUAACGGAGGGGAACGGCUGGGCUUCCAUACCUACUAUGAGAACCCGUCCGUGUCUCUUCCCCUGUCUGUCAACCCGCAGGUCUCCUCCCCUCUGAGUUACUACAGUCCCACGGACAUGUUUCCUCCCCCACCGCGUCCCUACAGCACCCAGGUCUGACCUCUGCUGCACCGUGAAGACAUGCACACAUAAAGAAAACUCUUACUUACACACAUCUGACAUUCACAUGCUCUUGCUUGGGACUCAAAUUAUUUUUUCAAUAUCUUCCUCCAGGUGGUGGAUUAUGAUACAGCACAAUUACACACACAUACCCACAUAACCACACAUGCCCACAUUCAUCCAGGGGGGAGCCAGCCCACUGAUAGAGCCUCUGUGUGGGCAACAAAUCCAUGGGCCAACCCCGGGAGAGCUGAAGACAGCAGCAUGAAACUGUGUUAGAUCAGCAGGGAAAUGGUAUAUAACUCUAGUGCAACCUCAAAUGUGGUCCUCUGUGACUGAAUCAUAAGUGAUCAGCCCUAAAUCCAGGCAUUCAAGCCACACUCGAAGGUGGUUCAGGACUGAUGGUAUAAAAAAAACAGUGUAACCAGCCACACAGAAAGACAGCCUAGUCAAUUUGUCAUGUUGGUAUUAGGUAUGCAAAUUUUAAGAAAUUCCCUUAAAUAAUCAGCCACAUUAAUGAUCAAUUACCAAAUAAUCAUUAUAAGGUUAUCAAGUAUGAAAUGCAUGAUUUUCCUCUGUGAAAGCUUAUUUUAAACCAUUUUUGCAGCACAACCCAAAUAUACUGUGUUAAGUAUUUGAAUCAUAUUAAAUAAAUAAACACAAGUAAAUUGUUUAAGUCAUGAAUUACAUAAAACUAAAUUAUGCCGUCACUAAAAUUUUCUGCCUCUGCUCUCGCUCCACAUGCUGUUAUUCACAGGCUGAACUCAAUUCAAAUACUGAAACACAGUUCUUCACAAAUUCCAGGCUUUUCUGUAGGCAAUAAAUUUAAAAACUUAAAAAAUAUAAAAUACUUUUUUUUUCAUCCACGAACGCCUAAUUAAAACAAUUAACACAGGAUGAUUUUGCACCUAAAUAAAUUUGAUAUUUGAAUCAUACAUUAAAUAAACACAAAUAAAUUGUUUAAAUCAAAUGUUUAAUGAAGCAAAAUAAUGCUAAUUCAUGUAAAUCUUUUGCUCCUGCUCUCACUUCACCUGUUAUUCACUUAUAGCCAAAAAAGUUUAAACAAUAAUUCAACAUAAAUUAUUUUAUUAAAUAUGCAGGGCAGGACACUUACAAACAAAGUAUAGCCCAUUCUGUUUUUACAGUGCUGUAAGCUACAAAUGCUUAUAUAUAUAUAUAAGUAUAAAAUGGGAGAAGUAACAGCUGACAGAUUUCUUGAUUAUUGGUUGAUCAUGAAGGAUUGUAAAACAUAGAUAGAUUUUAAAGUCUGUACCCAACACAGGUUCAGAACAGCCACGGAAAAUCCCCUUUUCUGGCUUUAUGGCCAAAGACAAAUCUAUAUUUUUCUCUCUUUACUUACAAUUGUAGUUUUCCACACACAGAUGAAAUACGAUCACUGCAGACACAUUGUAUGAAUAUAUUGGUUACAAGAUACAAAGUCUGAAAUGGACCACCUCCUCCAGCACCACUUUCGUUUCUGUUAUUCUCUCCCCCACCCCCUCUCCCUCCUGCUAGCGUUAACUGAAAGGGGUUGAAACGCUAGCCUGAAACCCCGCCAACCCCUCCCCCUCCAGGUUACUGUACAUGAGGGCUAACAGUUUUUCUAUUAGUGGUUGUUGUUCCCCCAACUAUAGAAACUGCAACACGGAUGUUAAGUGUUCCUGUUCAGAGAAAAGACUGUUGAGAAAAGAAGAAGAAAGAAGAAGUUUUUACGGCUUUUGGGAGUCUUGUGAGAAAAAAGUACAGUUGCUAUUACGGCAAACUAUUUGAGAGAGUUUCAGUCUGCAAGAAAAAAAAAAAAAACGUGGUGUGAAUUAUGUUUUGCUUGUAUUUUCACUCUUGGUAAAUGGUAAUGAAACCUCUGAAAGCCGAUGGGUUCUGAAAGUGUCUUCUAUAUAAGUUGAUGUAUUUAACUUUUUCAUGUUUACAGAAUGAGAUGGAUGAAAAGAAAGAAAAUCUUUAGACUUAGGAGGUGUUGUAGGCAGAAAUGAGAUACUAGGAUCAUGUACCGUAUUUUGUUGAUCUCAAAGCUUAAGUUUUUCUAUCUAUAAGCCAUUAUAUCUGCUACAGUAUAGUGACAAGAUGCAGUGUUAUUCCACAGUACUGUAUAUGCCUGAAUCUAUAUAUUUUUAAGGAGUGUUGUAGUUUUUGUGAGGGAUGUCAGGGUUUAAGUGUGUUUUAGUGAGUUUGUACCAAAUGUGAGUUUUCAAUGCUCUUCCAUCUUCAUAUUUCCUAACUUAUAAUACAGCAAAGGAACACAAUGUAAGAGCAUGAAAAUAGCACUUUUGGAACCGGAAAUUCACUUUAUAAUUGAGAUAAAAAUGUGAAACACACAAUGAUAUUGAGUGUUACAGAUCAAAGACUAUUAGUUCAAAGACAUAUAAAAGAUAUUUAGUCAUAUAUAUAUUCUAACACCAUGUUGUUUCCACUGAGCUGUGAGCUUCAUCUUCACAUCUCCUAACUUUCCUCACCUCACUUCCCCUUAUUGUUAAGAAGUAUGUGCUAAAUUAGAUAUGUAUAACUAAUUUUUUUUGUUAAUUCAGAUGUCCACAAAGCAUACAGUAGGUGUUCACUGCCACUUAGCUAAUAUACUCAACAGAUAUGGUCCCUAUAGUUUAGUUUUUGUAUCACCGGUUCUGUGACGACCAGUUUGUUGCACCACAAAGAGCACCAUCGCUGUAUCAGAACUGACCUAUGCCCCUUCUUAUUUUUAGGGUUUCCUUUUUCUUGUUCUGAUUGUUGAAAAUUGUAUUUUUUAGAUUUUUCUGUAUUGCAAUAGAAUACGUUUUGGUAUGCCCUGAUACAGUGUACUUUAAACAAAAGAGAAAAAUCCACCGUGUUUCACAAGCCUUUUUUUGAGGAGGAAUAAA